Lycium ferocissimum is the source of this 1155-nucleotide messenger RNA. RefSeq names its product protein NEN1-like. Gene Ontology annotation, molecular function: 3'-5' exonuclease activity. Lineage: Eukaryota; Viridiplantae; Streptophyta; Magnoliopsida; Solanales; Solanaceae. Bases 287 to 988 code for a protein of 233 amino acids. The record is from RefSeq and is a predicted model, not a curated record. The transcript is spliced from 6 exons.
UUAUUCGACCCUCAUCCGACCCAAUGACUUGGAUACAUUACCGGAUCUUUCUUAUAAAGGCAUUACAAGAGAAGACUUAGUCUCUGCCCCUCGCUUCUCUCAAGUUGCUGACACUAUCUACGAUAUCCUCCAUGGGCGAAUAUGGGCUGGACAUAAUAUUGAGGAAUUUGAUUGUGCUCGAAUUAAAGAGGCAUUUGAUGGAAUUAAUAAGCCAGCACCAGAAUAUAGGCACUUGAUUGAUUCAUGACAUCUGUUAACAGACUGGUUUGGAAAGAGAGCUGGUAACAUGAAGCAGUUGGAUAGUCUUGCAGCGUAUUUUGGAUUUGAAGAGCCAGUGCAUAGGAGUUUGGAUGACGUCCGGAUGAAUCUUAAAGUUGUCAAGCACUGUGGAGCAGUUUUAUUCUUGGAGUCUAUGUUUCCCAAAAUACUUCCUCAAACUUCAUGGAUUUCACCCGACGAAGUUUCUAUACCUUCUAUGUACGCGAUCCGCGCCUCAUUUUAUGAUGGAAACCCGAAAAUACGAGUUAUGCACCACGACAUUGAUUUGAAAUUGCAUUGUAGUCGCCUCAACGUGCAGUCUGAAAUCAGCAAGUUCGAUGAUGCUAGUAGUCGACUCACUUUCAUGGUGGACGCCUCUUCGCUUUUAUGUGAAAUUCUGAACGAAUGUGAUGUUCAUGCAGAGCAGAGGUACAAGCAUUGUGGUGGUAACUCGGAAUGGUUUCCUAUUGUUCGCAAAAAUCAAGUUCGAUUGCGCUUGAAGGGUAGAGGGGGAACACAGAUUGAAAGACAUCAAAAUGGAUCUUUCACCAACCAAAGAGUUGAGUACAAUAACUUUGACUUUGCAGAAUUAGAGAGAUUGAUCAGUUCCGGGAACUUUGUGGAUGCAUAUUUCUCUUUGGACACCUUUGAUUAUAUGAAGAAAGCAGGAAUCGGCUUAGUGACCGAUAAGUUGAUUAUACAUCAAGUACUUCCUAACGUAUUAUUCUGAGCUUAAACGGAAAAGUAUGGUAAGUUAAAAUUCAUAUAGGCGACCUCAAUUUGUUUGGUAUUGAGGCGUUGUUGUUGUUAUUAUUGUUCCCUACCAUAUUCUUAUGAGCCUAAACGGAAAAACAUGAUCAACAAGGAUUCUCAUAGGCGACCUCAAUUUGUUUGGAA